This is a messenger RNA of Xenopus laevis (African clawed frog), 1682 nucleotides long. It is a transcript of the gene crk.L, whose product is annotated as v-crk avian sarcoma virus CT10 oncogene homolog L homeolog. The transcript is spliced from 3 exons. Gene Ontology annotation, biological process: regulation of intracellular signal transduction; cell migration; enzyme-linked receptor protein signaling pathway. The coding region runs from base 158 to 1048 and encodes 296 amino acids. The record is from RefSeq and is a predicted model, not a curated record. Gene Ontology annotation, molecular function: receptor tyrosine kinase binding; enzyme binding; signaling adaptor activity. NCBI's taxonomy places the organism in Eukaryota, Metazoa, Chordata, Amphibia, Anura, Pipidae. Gene Ontology annotation, cellular component: plasma membrane; cytoplasm.
CCUGUGCCGCCAUUUCGGGAUCGGUGAGGUCGGGAUCGGUGAUUAGAGGACUGGUUGCCGCGUCUGCUUUGGGGGGCGGCGUCUUUUGCCGCCUUAAGCCUGGUGGUAGCAUCGAGUGCCGGGGCGCUAGGGAGAGGUCCAUAGGAGGAGGAAAGCCAUGGCGGGCAACUUCGACUCCGAGGACCGGGCGAGCUGGUACUGGGGCAAGCAGAACAGACAAGAGGCGGUGAAUCUUCUGCAGGGCCAGCGGCACGGUGUCUUUUUAGUUCGGGACUCCACUACUAUACCUGGUGACUACGUCUUGUCUGUCUCUGAGAACUCCAAGGUCUCCCACUACAUCAUCAACAGCGUCAGCAACAACCGGCAGAGUAGCACCGGAAUGGUCCAGUCCCGAUUCAGAAUAGGUGACCAAGAAUUUGAUUCAUUACCGACUCUUUUGGAAUUCUAUAAGAUACAUUACCUGGACACUACCACUUUAAUAGAACCAGUUUCCAAGUCUAAGCAAUCUGGUGUAAUCCAAAGACAAGAAGAAGUUGAAUACGUGCGAGCUCUCUUUGACUUUAUUGGCAAUGAUGAUGAAGAUCUUCCAUUUAAGAAAGGAGACAUCCUGAGAAUUCGCGAGAAGCCCGAGGAGCAGUGGUGGAAUGCGGAGGACAGCGAUGGAAGACGGGGCAUGAUACCUGUGCCUUACGUCGAGAAGUACAGGCCUCCCUCUUCAGCAGGGUCAGCCCUGAUUGGAGGUAACCAGGAAAAUUCGCACCCGCAACCACUGGGUGGGCCGGAGCCAGGGCCCUAUGCCCAGCCCAGUGUCAACACUCCGCUGCCUAACCUUCAGAAUGGGCCCAUUUUUGCCAGGGUUAUCCAGAAGCGCGUCCCUAAUGCCUACGACAAGACAGCCUUGGCUUUGGAGGUUGGUGAUCUAGUAAAAGUUACAAAGAUUAAUGUCAGUGGCCAGUGGGAAGGAGAGUGCAACGGGAAAUAUGGUCAUUUUCCAUUUACACACGUGCGUCUGCUGGAUCAACAGAACCCAGAGGAGGACUUUAGCUGAUCCAUUCCCGUGAGAAGAGAACAAUCUUGCUCUGUCUCCCGCUAUUUCUUCAUCUGCCAUUUAGACUGCCUUUAACACAUUUUGAGUAGUCCUGCCCCAGAAUCCCUCUCAAUCGCAGUCCACCUAUAACUGAGAUUUGGCAGAAUCCUGGUUCAAGCUUGGCUCAAAUCAUCCAAUAGGCAGAUAGUAAAGGUUAUGCUGAGGAAACGUAACUCUAAUGCAAAGAACUGCACAAUGUAUUGUAGCAAAGCAUUUUAUUGGAACAAGAGACAUGACUUUUCAUCCUUCCCAUGUUAUAUUUCAAACAAGCCGUACCAUCUAAAGAUAUAUCAUUGGACUCCACUUUUUUAUCCUUUGUAUUAUCUGACUUUAAUAUGUCAAUAGGUUAACACUGUAUGGUAUUAAAUUAAGUAUCCACUAUGCUGUACAAACCAUUCUUUCCUGAUUAAUAAGCCAGUACCAGUCAUACCUUUCCAUGCAGUGGAUUUAGUGAUUAAACUCCUUUUGAAAGCAGGAUGAUCAAGGGGAUUUGCCUGUUGGUUUCAAAGCAUUUUCCAUAACGAUGUUACCUGAUCAUAAUUACUCAUUAAAAUGGUAAGAAAUAAUCUUCCAAUAAAAAUUCUCCCAUGAAAAA